AUGGCUGCUCAGGGUUCGCCUGAUUUUGCUAGUCUUUAUGAAUUAAAAGAAGAAUUGGGACGUGGAGCCUUUUCUGUUGUGAGAAGAUGCAUACAAAUAUCAACCAAUCUCGAAUUCGCUGCCAAAAUAAUUAGCACUAAACGGCUUGCUACCCGCGAUAUGCAAAAACUUGAACGGGAAGCUCGCAUUUGUCGACGUCUCAAGCAUCCUAAUAUUGUUCGGCUGCAUGAUUCAAUUCAGGAUGAAAAUCACCAUUACCUCGUCUUUGAUCUUGUAACGGGUGGGGAACUCUUUGAGGACAUCGUUGCUAGGGAAUACUACAGUGAGGCAGACGCCAGCAACUGCAUGAAGCAGAUUCUUGAGAGCGUCAACUAUUGCCAUCAAAAUAAUAUUGUCCAUCGGGAUCUCAAGCCGGAGAACCUAUUACUUGCCAGCAAGACCCGCGGCGCUGCCGUGAAAUUGGCAGAUUUCGGACUGGCCAUUGAGGUACAGGGUGACCAAUUCGCCUGGUUCGGUUUUGCUGGAACUCCGGGAUAUCUCUCACCGGAGGUCCUUCGAAAGGAGCCGUAUGGCAAACCCGUGGACAUUUGGGCUUGUGGUGUUAUUCUCUACAUUCUCCUGGUCGGCUAUCCACCAUUCUGGGACGAUGAUCAGAACAGGCUCUACAACCAAAUCAAGUCGGGUUCAUAUGAGUACCCUCCACCGGAGUGGGACACGGUGACAGCGGAGGCGAAGAAUUUGAUCAACUCCAUGCUCACCAUGAACCCCUCCAAACGUAUCACUGCGGCCGAGGCGCUGAAACACCAGUGGAUCUUCCAACCUGAACGUGUGGCUUCGAGUAUGCACAGACAGGAGACUGUGGAAUGUCUCAAGAAAUUCAACGCCAAAAGAAAGCUCAAGGGCGCUAUUCUGACAACCAUGAUCGCCACGCGAAAUAUUUUCUGUCAGCUUUCACCUGCCGCCAUUAUGUACCAGAAUCUGGCGCUGAAUGCAGACACCGUUACACCCGGUCGAAGUACUCUUAGCUCGGCGACUUCCGCGGCUUCAGCGAAGAAGACCAACGGUGGUCUGAAGGGAUCCAGAGAUGGUCCUUCCAAUGCCAUUGAGGACUCCAAAGAGGUCAAAAAAUCGCCUGUUCGCGAUGCCACCGUAACAUCGAAUCAGAAUGACACCGCACACAGCACUACCAAAUCAGAGCACAAGUUUAUCCCUCACCGUGUGAGAAUGAGGUUUGCUCUCGCCUACGAGCUUAUUGAAAAGUCUGUGGACAGUCGUACUGCUGGUGUGCCGGAUGUGGAGCGCUUCGAAAGUCUAGGGGCAUCAAAUUUGAUGCAGUUAAAUAUGGCCGUGGUUGCCAUGAUAAAUACGGAUGAUUGGGACCUCGGGGGUACUAAACCUCCAGUUUGGCGAUUGUAUGGAUUUUUCUUUCAAGUCGAUAGCGUGUCCAAAGCGCUGGACAAUGACAGGAAGGAUGAAAUCAUUCGACUCACGGAGCAACUGCUAGCGGCCGCCACUGCCUGCGACUAUGAGGGCUACACGCGUCUAAUGUGUCCCAAGUUCACCUACUUUGGGCCGGACGUGCGUGGAACGCUUGUUGAAGGCUGUGAUUUCCACAAAUUCUACUUUGACCAGGACAGCAAACGUGGCGGGCAGCAGAAGAAGGGGAGCAGCAGCCAUUGUGGGCUAGGUGCGCGUCUAAAGCCUUCCUCUCUCGGCAAACUUAUGCAGCAUUGUUGUGUUGGCGGUGCUGUCGACGAGCCGAAGAUUCCACCACCACGUCGUGAGGACUUUGACGUCAUUCCGAAGUCGUUGUUCAAGUCGGUUCGGACAACCAUCCAAAAUCCUACGGUCCAUCUGCUCUCCGAGGACGCCGCCUGCAUCGCCUACAUCCGGCUCACCCAGUUCACCGACAAGUCGGACGUGUUGUACACGCAGCAGACGGAGGAGACACGGGUAUGGGCGCGCCGUCAUGGAGUCUGGCAGAAUGUGCACGUGCAUCGGUCCUGCCUGAACACGCCUGGACAGUCGAACAACCCUAGUGGGUCUCUCAGCACCGCAGCCAGCAUCGCCUAUCCCCUCUGA
Messenger RNA from Echinococcus granulosus, 2082 nucleotides. Its product is annotated as Calcium/calmodulin-dependent protein kinase type II delta 2 chain. The transcript is spliced from 24 exons. Gene Ontology annotation, biological process: protein phosphorylation. Gene Ontology annotation, cellular component: neuron projection; cytoplasm. The record is from RefSeq and is a predicted model, not a curated record. Gene Ontology annotation, molecular function: calcium/calmodulin-dependent protein kinase activity; ATP binding; calmodulin binding. Lineage: Eukaryota; Metazoa; Platyhelminthes; Cestoda; Cyclophyllidea; Taeniidae. The coding region runs from base 1 to 2082 and encodes 693 amino acids.